Molecule: messenger RNA, 1611 nt
Organism: Trichoplusia ni (cabbage looper)
Lineage: Eukaryota; Metazoa; Arthropoda; Insecta; Lepidoptera; Noctuidae
Gene: SerRS
Product: serine--tRNA ligase, cytoplasmic
Exons: 8
Coding region: 94-1578 (494 amino acids)
Biological process (GO): seryl-tRNA aminoacylation
Cellular component (GO): cytosol
Molecular function (GO): serine-tRNA ligase activity; tRNA binding; ATP binding
Source: RefSeq, a predicted model, not a curated record
CGCAAUUCCUUUUUCACCGCAUGCAGUGCUACGUGCACUGUCUUUUCUUUCACUUUUUUUAAAUUAGAUUCGUGGCCAUACACAGUUUACAUCAUGGUGCUGGACUUAGAUUUAUUUCGUGCUGAUAAAGACGGAAACCCGGAUAAAAUUCGUGAAAACCAACGUAAGAGGUUCAAAGAUGUAGCCCUUGUGGACACUGUAGUGGAGCAGGAUACCCUUUGGAGAAGAUUGCGGCAUGAUGCGGACAAUUACAACAAACUAAAGAAUGUGUGCAGCAAAGAGAUUGGUCUGAAGAUGAAAAACAAAGAGCCGGUGGGGGCUGAAGACGAGCCGGUACCAGCUGAAAUCGCCGAGAAGCUGGUCGAUCUGACGGCCGAUGAUUUAAAACCUUUGACUGUUAACCAGAUUAAAAAGGUUAGAAUUUUAAUAGAUGAAGCCAUCACAAAGAAUGAGCAGGGUCUCCUGGCAGCUGAGAAGGCUCGUUCUUCAGCUCUCCGGGAAGUGGGCAACCAUCUGCAUGAGUCUGUUCCAGUGGACGAUGAUGAGGACCACAACAAGGUGGAGAGGACACAUGGAGACUGCACCUUCAGAACUAAAUACUCCCAUGUGGAUCUGAUCUGCAUGAUUGAUGGUAUGGAUGGCGACCGCGGGACGGCCGUGGCCGGCGGGCGCGGGUACUACCUCAAAGGUGCUGCUGUGUUCCUGGAGCAGGCCCUUAUCCAACUCUCGCUUAGGAUACUGCUGAAAAAGGGCUACACACCACUCUACACUCCUUUCUUCAUGAGAAAAGAAGUAAUGCAAGAAGUUGCUCAACUAGCUCAAUUCGAUGAGGAAUUAUACAAGGUGGUGGGCAAGGGAUCUGAAAACAAAGGCGACGUCGCCAUCGAGGAGAAGUACCUGAUCGCCACGUCGGAGCAGCCCAUAGCCGCCUACCACAGGGACGAGUGGCUCCCAGAAGCAUCUUUACCUAUUAAGUAUGCAGGUCUCUCUACGUGCUUCCGUCAAGAAGUUGGUUCUCACGGACGCGAUACCCGCGGUAUAUUCAGGGUACAUCAAUUUGAAAAGGUAGAACAAUUCGUGCUGACAUCGCCCCACGACAACGCAUCAUGGCAGAUGAUGGACGAGAUGAUAACUAACGCGGAGGACUUCUACAAGCUGCUGGGUAUCCCCUACCGCGUGGUGAACAUCGUGUCGGGCGCGCUCAACCACGCGGCGGCCAAGAAGCUGGACCUGGAGGCCUGGUUCCCCGGCUCCGGCGCCUUCCGCGAGCUCGUGUCCUGCAGCAACUGUCUCGAGUAUCAGGCUAGGAGGCUGCUCGUCAGAUACGGUCAAACCAAGAAGAUGAACGCGGCGACGGAGUACGUGCACAUGCUGAACGCCACGAUGUGCGCCACCACGCGCGUCAUCUGCGCGGUGCUCGAGGUCAACCAGACUGAGGAGGGCAUCAAGGUACCUGAAGCUCUAAAACAAUGGAUGCCGGAGCAGUACCAAGAACUGAUCCCAUUCGUGAAGCCGGCUCCCAUCGACUUGGAAGCCGCCGCCGCCGCCGCCAAGAAGGGCAAGAAAGACAAGAAAUAAGUUAGCUAGCAAAAUUACAAUGUCAUUCCCGCA